Xiphias gladius (swordfish) is the source of this 6640-nucleotide messenger RNA. It is a transcript of the gene tjp2a, whose product is annotated as tight junction protein 2a (zona occludens 2). Gene Ontology annotation, cellular component: bicellular tight junction; plasma membrane. Gene Ontology annotation, biological process: establishment of endothelial intestinal barrier; positive regulation of blood-brain barrier permeability; cell-cell adhesion. NCBI's taxonomy places the organism in Eukaryota, Metazoa, Chordata, Actinopteri, Istiophoriformes, Xiphiidae. The record is from RefSeq and is a predicted model, not a curated record. The coding region runs from base 372 to 4040 and encodes 1222 amino acids. The transcript is spliced from 25 exons. Gene Ontology annotation, molecular function: cell adhesion molecule binding.
CGCACCGAAAGGAAGUCGCAGUGGAGCUGCAGCCCGGAACGCAGCACACACCUGCAGUGUCUAUACCACGCCCAUGUACCUGCGAGAACCAGGAAGUCACUUUAUGCGGACCUGGGGCAAUCAAAAUACGCACCAAAAAUCUGUCUCAGUAAGACCCUCCUCGCCCUCUACCUCCUUCACAUCCACCUCUACCUCGAUUACUUUGCUGCGGUCGCAUUAAAAAAGAAAACAGACGGAGUUUCACCUGGGACCAGCCUUGCUCUGACCAGACCGGCACUGACCUGCUCAAGUCCAGCCGCAAGUUCUGCUGGUCCAGAGAAGCACAGUACUUGUAUCUGCGGCGCCUCUCAUCACGCAGCUACUCUGCUAUUAUGAUGAACCCAGUCAUGGAGGAGACUGUGUGGGAGCAGUACACUGUAACCCUUCAGAGGGAUCCAAAGAUGGGCUUUGGCAUUGCAGUGUCAGGGGGGCGGGACAACCCAAAUGAGGAAAGUGGCGAGACGUCCAUAGUGGUGUCUGACGUCCUGCAGGGAGGACCUGCUGACGGCUUGUUAUUUGAGAAUGACCGAGUCAUGCAGGUGAACGCCAUCCCCAUGGAGGGGGCCAUCCACUCCUUUGCUGUCCAGACCCUCAGGAAGUGUGGAAAAGUAGCAAAAAUUACAGUGAAGAGGCCCAGGAAGGUUCCGGUCAAUCUGCUGAACCGUCCCCCAUCACCUGAUGACAGAGUCUUCAACAACGACUACAAUGACGAUUACAACUAUGAGCAAGACCGUCGCAGUGUGUACAGUGGUCGGAGUGGUGGCGGGCGGGACCACAGCCUGGAGAGGGAGCGAGGCUACAUGGAUUCUGGCUACCAAACACAUGAGCGUGACUAUGACAGGGACUAUGACCGACGGGAGCGUGGCAGGAGCAAGGAGAGAGACCUCAGCCCGGACCGACAGUACAGGAGAGAUGGAAGCAGGGGUCGCACUUUAGACAGAGAGUACAGCCCGGAUCGUCGCUACAGGAGUGACCACAUGCUCGACCGUGAAUACAGCCCGGACCGAAGGUACCGCAGCGAGCGUGCGUUAGACCGAGACCAUAGCCCAGAUCGCCGCUAUCGCAGUGAACGAGCCCUUGAUCGGGAGUACAGCCCGGACAGACGCUACCGCAGUGAGCGAGCACUGGACUGCACCAACAGCCCCGACCUGCGCUACAAGCGUGACAGCCACAGCCCAGGACGAGGCCACGGGCGCGACCAUAGCUUUGAACGAGGACGGGAACGCAUCCCCAGUGACCCGAGGAAGUACGAAGAGCCGAUGAAGCGGAGCGGGAGCAGGGAUCGCCUGGACCGCUCGCCAUCGCCUGCUGCCAUGCCCAUCCCUCUGCCACGCCCCGCCCGGGACCUGGAGCCACUGGAGAAACCGCUGAAUGUGCUGCUGCUGAAGAACCGACCCAACGAAGAGUAUGGCCUUCGUCUGGGCAGUCAGCUCUUCAUCAAAGAGAUGACCAGCACAGGACUUGCCAGCAGAGACGGGAACCUGCAGGAAGGGGACAUUAUACUGAAGAUUAACGGUACAGUGACAGAAAACCUGUCUCUCAGCGACGCAGGGAAGCUGAUCGAGAAGUCUCGCGGGAAGUUACAGCUGGUGGUGCAGAGAGACAAACGGCAGGUGCUGAUCCGAGUCCCCCCGAUGGUCGACAGUGACUCGGAGCUCGAUGAUAUCUCAGAGAUCGAGUCCUACCGCUCCUACUCGCCACAGGAUGACAGGCGGGGCCACCACUCUGACCUGUCCUCCCACUCCUCCAAUGAGCGGCUUAGAGAGAAGCCCAGAGAGGACCCGCCCAACAGGCUGGCAAAAAUGGGUGCCAUGCCAACGCCAUUCAGAGGUCCUGACAGAGCCGUAGAAGACGGGCCUCCUUUGCAGACAGAGAGGGAGGAGCCACCACCAGAAACACCACCAGUACCAGCAGUCAUUGCAGCCCCAAAGGUUCACGGUCCUCCUAAGGUACCCCUAAAGCCAGGCACAGAGGACCAGGAAGUAUAUGGACCGAACACAGUAAUGGUGCGUUUCCAGAAAGGUGACAGUGUGGGUCUGAGGCUGGCAGGAGGAAAUGAUGUCGGCAUCUUCAUCGCGGGCGUUCAGGAGGACAGCGCAGCUGAGCAGGAGGGCCUCCGCACAGGAGAUCAGAUCAUGAAGGUGAACAAUAUGGACUUCCGAGGCAUGGUGCGUGAGGAUGCUGUCCUUUACCUCCUGGAGAUUCCAAAGGGAGAGGAUGUAACCAUUCUUGCACAGAGUAAACCUGAAGUAUACAAGGACAUUUUAGCGUCUGGCAGAGGCGACUCUUUCUUCAUCAGGACCCACUUUGAGUAUGAGAAGGAGGCUCCACAGAGCCUUCCUUUCUCUAGAGGAGAGAUCUUCAAAGUGACGGACACGCUUUAUGAUGGCAAACUGGGCAACUGGCUGGCAAUCCGCACUGGCAAAGACAACCAGCUGCUGGAGAAAGGAAUCAUCCCCAACAAAAGCAGAGCAGAGCAAAUGGCCAACGUCCAGAAUGCUGCUCGGGCUGCAUCAGGCAAUGACAGAGGAGACUUCUGGAGGCUGAGGGGUCAAAGAGCAGCAAAGAAGAAAGAUCUCCGCAAGAGCCGAGAGGACCUGAGUGCUGCUCCAGUCACCACACGAUUUCCCGCCUACGAGAGAGUGGUCUUACGUGAAGCUGGAUUCAAGAGGCCUGUGGUGAUAUUUGGGCCCAUUUCUGAUGCAGUAAAUGAAAAACUGGACAAUGACAUGCCAAGCGAGUUUGUCAUCGCCAAAACGGAGCCUAAGGAUGCAGGAAGUGAGAAAUCCUCUGGAGUGGUGAGACUUAACACCAUUCGACAAAUCAUUGAACAGGACCGCCAUGCUCUUCUGGAUGUGACUCCCAAAGCUGUGGACACACUGAACUACACCCAGUGGUAUCCUAUCGUCAUCUUCCUGAACCCAGACAGCAAGCAAGGCGUCAAAACCAUGAGGAACCGCCUUGUACCAGGAUCCAGCCGCAGUGCACGCAAACUGUAUGAGCAGGCCAUCAAGCUGAGGAAGACGUGCUCACACCUUUUCACUGCGACCAUCGACCUGAACUCGGCUAAUGAUGCCUGGUAUGGCAGCGUGAAAGAUUCUAUUCAGGAACAGCAGGAGAGAGCUGUGUGGGUGUCUGAGGGCAAGCUGGACGGUUCAGAGGAGGACCUGGACCUCCAUGACGACCGCAUGUCCUACCUGUCAGCAAUGAGCGCUGACUACCUGAGCAUGGACAGCCGUCUGACCAGUGACUACGAAGACACGGCUGAUGAGGGCGGGGCUUAUACGGACAACGAGCUGGACGAGCCACUGGACGAGCCCCAGCCUGUGUCGGCUAUCAGUCGAUCAUCAGAGCCCGUACUGCCAGACGAGAAGCUUCACCCUGUUCCCCGGGCUCGUAUGAGGAGGUCAGGGAGCAGAGAGGUGCUGAACAGAGAGCCCAGCCCCCCCCCUUCUUUUGUCCCUGAACCCCCGAAGGUGCGUGCUCAGACUCGGACUGACUCAUCUCGGAGCUAUGACUCACACUCCAGCAGCACCAUCAGCAGUGACGCAGCCAGCGGAAACAAACCGCCUCCCCCUCCCGUGGCCCUGAAGCCCACCGUCACCCGUCUGAACCAGCCCACAGAGGAACACAGCCCAGGGAAGGAGGAGGACCCCGCCAACAAAUCCUUCCUGGGCAAGAUUCAGGCGUUUGAGAAGAUGGACCACCUGGCUCGAGCUCAAAGGCUCCUGGAGCUGCAAGAGGCAGAGAAUGCUCGAUUGGAAAUCGCCCAGAAGCAUCCAGACAUCUACGCCAUCCCAGUGAAGCUACCAAAACCCAACCUCAACCGUCCUCAGCCAAUAGGUUCAAGCUCCAACCCCGAGCCCCAGACUCCAUCCAGGCCACCGUACUCAGAGACGAGAGGACACGACGACGAUGAGGCCGACUACCGCAGACAGCUGGCCGACCAGACCAAGAGAGGAUACUACAAUCCUCAGAAAUACAAAGACACUGAGCUGUAGGCCGGAAACCCCCAGACGUGACAUCAUCACUGCGCACCGCUCGAUUCCUCCUACAUCAUCGCUUCACGCGGUCAGAGCUUGUCGCUUAUGCAGCUUUACCAUGACGUAAACUCUGAACUUUCUGUUUGUGGUCAGACUCCUGGGAGGAUGUUAGUUUCAACACUAAUUUAAGACACUUUUCAAUACUGUUGUCUCACUACAUGUUGUACUCAACACAAGUUUGAACAAAAGGUACCUUCACACCUGCCCUUCACACGUGAUGUUUAGCGUGUAUGUAUUUCUAUUUUCUGUUUUUAUGUGUCUGAAAAGGUUUUUGUUGUGAACCAGUCUUCAUUUUACCCCGGUACACUGUAACACCCGGCCCUAGGUUGUGCCUCUCAUGUGCCACCAUGACACAAGUCGCAGAGCUAAGCAUCAGUUUUUCUGAAAAAGAAGAGGUCUGUAAAACACUUCUGUGUAGUUCUGGACACAUUUCCAGAAUCCACCAAGACACUUCCUAAAUAUUUCCUCCACAGAACAAUAAAUAGGUAGAUAUAGAUUCAUAGAUAAGUAAGUAUAGAUCAAUUAUUUAUUUAUUUUUUUCAUUUGUAACUCAGGUUACCACUCUGCUUCCUGUCCAGGGAGCUGGAGAUGCCAUGUUUCCUUCCGCGUGUUGUAGAAAGAAGAAAAAUAUAAACAUUGUGUUGUGUAUAAUAAUGGAAAAUAACAAAUUGAGCGAGGACUAAUGGCAUUUCCAGCUACCAUCUUCGUUUGGGUAAGGAAAGAGUCCCAACUCAGAAAAACUGGUUAAUCUCUUUGAUGCCUACAAGCCGGCGACAGCCGUGGCCAGAGGAACUUGUUUUCGGGUUGUCCGUCCGCACGUCCAUCGGUACGUCCUUCCAUCCCAUUCCCGUGAGCGCGUUGUCUCAGGAGCGCCUUGAGAGAAUUUCUUCAAAUUUGGCACAAACGUUCACUUGGACUCGGAUGAACUGAUUAGAAUUUGGUGGUCAAAGGUCAAUGUGACACAACACGUUUUUGGCCAUAACUCAAGAAUUCACAUGAUAAUUAUGACAGAAGACACUUCAUACCUUUUAUUAAAUUCCUUCAAAGUCUUCACUACAUAUAUUAUGAGUCUGGACUGACAUGAAUGUGAACUGCAGCUCGACUGGCUGGCAGAGGCAUACAACCACGAGGCGGUAGUUGUAGGUCCUUAUUGUGCAGCGGACGGCACACUUUUUCAUCCAGAUGUUUAGCAAAGUCUCCGAAUAGCCUGAGAAAUAUUCUCAGAAAAGCAUUAAGUGUUAUUUAACAACCCUCUGACCGUUUCAAACAUCACCAGGGAUUUAUCUUUCAGGAAGACAGAGGAUUAGCUCUCUUACUAGGACAUGAUAGUAAUAACACGAGAGGCGGAAACUGCAGCUCACUUACAUCAUGCUGCACCUAAAGCACGGAUAUGGCACUGUGUACAGCAUGGGGACUGUUUGCUUUUACCUCCUAUUAGUGAGUGGUUUUGCACAUAUAAUGUUGUAGCAUCUCUCCGCUCUGAUAACUAGCAUGUUUCAGACACGUUCCUAAAGGAAUGAUGUAAAAAUCACACGCUGUGUGCUAACAGCUGCUCUGAGGUCAGAUAGAUGUCGGUUUUCCUCCUCUCUUCGUUCUCCUGCCAAGUCUUCUCUGAUUUAUCAUAUGCCUCUACACUCCCAGUUGAAUAUACACUACACUGUAAUAUGUGUGCGUUCUGGGACGCAGCAUAUUUUCAAGUGCCUUGCAGCUCUUAUUUCAGUUUCGGAAAGAACAAAAAAAGUUAUUCGCAGAACGAAGGAGGUUCUUAAAUUAACAACCUGACGCUAAGUCCGAAAAGGGUGCUUGGUGAUUUUCAGUGCAUUUCUCAGUAUCAAAGAUUUUCACAAAUACUUUUUUGUCAAUACUGACAAAAUGAGUUGUAGAUUUUAAACAGCUGGAAAUUUCCUUUCUUCUCUUUUUUUAUUUUUGCGUUUAUCGGCACUAUGGUACAGGAGUGCAUUCCCUUCACAAAAGAAUGAUGGAGAUGCUAAGCUGUAAUUGCUAGUUACAGAAAGAUCUCAUUAAUGCAACAUCUGUAUCUGUAUCAACAUCUGUAGAGCAGAUCUCAUAAUUACAAGGCUCGUAUUUCACAGUUAUGACUUUAAAAUGACAUGUCCUUUUUCCGUAUAUAGUGAAUGAAAAUCACUUCUGUAAUUUAGGCAGGUUAUGCAGGUGCCUGGAAAACAUUUGUGUUAAAGUCAUGAGGAACAGACGGACCAGGCAAAUGUCAGAUUUCCCAGUUAAAAUGUGUCAUGACAGGAUGUUCAGAUGAUGGUGUGAGGAACUGUUCGGGUCUGAGAUGGGCUCAGAGGAUGCAGCACAGCAGAAAGCUGACGCUGACAGUUGGUGUGUUUCUUUAUUAGCUGCUCGCGACACAGAGACAAUCGCAUUUUUAUUGCGUAUAAUGUUUUUAUAUUGAAUAUUCGCUGCACUCAGUCAAGUCUUUGUACCCAGGAGUAUAGGGAAUGUGGUGACGGCAAUCAUGUUGGUUGAUCAGUUUCUGUUAAAUUUCUGUGAUUUUUUUUUUUUUUUUUAAGUGUUACAGGACUCUUGUGAAA